Messenger RNA from Culex quinquefasciatus (southern house mosquito), 409 nucleotides. Its product is annotated as 40S ribosomal protein S14-like. The transcript has 2 exons. Gene Ontology annotation, cellular component: ribosome; cytosolic small ribosomal subunit. Bases 170 to 409 code for a protein of 79 amino acids. Gene Ontology annotation, molecular function: small ribosomal subunit rRNA binding; mRNA 5'-UTR binding; structural constituent of ribosome. The record is from RefSeq and is a predicted model, not a curated record. NCBI's taxonomy places the organism in Eukaryota, Metazoa, Arthropoda, Insecta, Diptera, Culicidae. Gene Ontology annotation, biological process: ribosomal small subunit assembly; maturation of SSU-rRNA from tricistronic rRNA transcript (SSU-rRNA, 5.8S rRNA, LSU-rRNA); translation.
UCCAGAACAGCUCCUUAUCGUCGCAAGAUACAAUUUUCUAGUUACGAUAGCUUCCUGCAAAAACAAAACUAGAAAGGAGGAGUUUUCGCUCUACGCCAGCUUCUACGACACAUUCGUCCACGUCACGGAUCUUUCGGGCGAAUAAACAACCUCGCGCGUCACCGGCAACAUGAACGCCAAGGCCGAUCGUGACGAGGCUCCGCCCUACGCCGCUUUGUUGGCUGCUCAGGACGUCGCCGAUAAGUGCAAGUCGCUCGGAAUCACGCUGCGUGCCACCGGCGGAAACCGCACCAAGAACCCGGGACCGGGUGCUCAGUCGACGCACCGUGCUCUGUUCUGUUCGUCAAAGAAUUUUGUGAUUUUUUUUAGUGCUAUUAGACGGACGAGACGGUUGGCGCAGGGCAUCUAG